ACCAUCGGCUCGUCAUAAUUAUCAGUACCGCCAACGUUGAGACCUUCCCGAGUUCCGCAGUUCUCCAUCGUCGGAUCGAUGGACCUCCAGGCGAUGAUGGACGACGGCUCUGGCGAUGGCGGUCCCUGGACGGAGGAGCGCCACUCUUCCUUCCUCAACUGGAUGGAGGAGUCAUUCGUCCGCCGCAUGCUCGCCGGCGCCGACUUCCAAGCGUCUUGCUCUACCGCUUGUAAUUGCCGCCGCCGCCGCCACCAUCUCCCGCUCGACCGCUACCUCCCCGACAGCGCCACCGAGUCCACACGCGACUUCCAUGGCCCACGCCGGAGCUCCGGCACCGGCCGGCCGAUGCGAUCGGUGGAUGCGGAGAAGGAGCCAGAAUCUGGGGACCUGGCAGCCACAACUCACGACAGGAAGAAGGCGAAACGACCCCUGCCGCGGUACGAUGCAUCGCAGGAUCAGGUGGUCCCACACUUUGGAAGCGCAGAAGUGGAUGAUGGUAAUUCCAAGAAACAAACAGAAGGGGAAGGAGGGGUUCUUACAAUCUCCACCAGCCAUAGCUGGGGGAAGGAAGGGAGAGGACAACGCGAUCACUCUAAUGAUGCCUUUUAGUAGUAGUUUUCUUCUCAUUGCUCGACCAUGUAGUUAGGUUUUGCUGGAGAAGGAAGAGGAGUUUCUGAUGGCGGUUCCACCUCAGGAGGGAUUGUGCAUUGGCACUGGUGUAUCUGUAAUCAGUUGAUGAGUGGGUUUGCAUCUACGUGUACAUAUAUCUAGUAUAUUGGAAAGCUAAUCUACGUGAAGUUUAAUUUGUCGUUCUG
Messenger RNA from Elaeis guineensis (African oil palm), 815 nucleotides. NCBI's taxonomy places the organism in Eukaryota, Viridiplantae, Streptophyta, Magnoliopsida, Arecales, Arecaceae. The record is from RefSeq and is a predicted model, not a curated record.